GGCUCCCAGUCAAUAGAGGGACUUCUUCAAAAGUCAGAAGAUGUUAUACCAGAAAAUAGGAGGAAACAUACCCCUGUGGCACUUAAAGCAACAGCUGGCUUAAGACUGCUUCCAUCAAACUCUUCUAAUCAAUUACUAGAGGAGGUGCGAAGGUUGUUUCAAGAAUCACCGUAUCAUUUUUCUCAAGAGAGUAAUGUUGACAUUAUGGAUGGAACUGAUGAAGGGCUGUUUGCUUGGAUUACAGUGAAUUUUUUGUUAGGUGGCCUUAAAAGAGACAGUUCAAAAUUAUUUGGAACCCUGGAUCUUGGAGGUGGAUCAACUCAAAUCACACUGUGGCCUGUUGAUCAGUCUUUUUCUCUUUUACAUGAAUUAGUUGGUGCCAAUGUCAGACUCAGUCCAUGUAUUCAUUACAACUACAGAGGAAGCUGGAAAUUUGGCAUUCAUCAAAGUAUUAAUUUUAGUGGUGACAAUAGAUAUGGAUACUUUGGAUGUUUGGAGGAUGUCAAGAAAGCUGUUGCUAAAUUCAAAGUUCAUAAACCAGUUGGCAUUGACCCAGUACCAAUGUACGCCUUUUCAUACUACUAUGAGAGAGCAGUGGACUUGGGGCUAAUCCAUUCGGAGAAAGGUGGAAUAAUCACUGUUGGUCAAUUUCAAGAGGGUGCUAAACAAGCUUGUUUGCAGGAAUUAAAGAUGUCACCCUACCUUUGUUUGGAUUCCACUUACAUAGUAGCCCUUUUAAUGGAGGGAUUUGGUUUCACAGAAGAUAGAAAAUUGACUCUUCAAAAGAAAAUCGAUGGGGUUGAAGUUAGUUGGGCGUUAGGAGCGACUCUUAAUCUGUUCGAGAAAAUGACAUAACUUCAGGAGAAGAGUUAUCUGCAUCGAGUGGUUGAGCCGAGUUUUUCCUGCUGUUCCACAGAUAGUGACUGCUUUCAAGUUGUGAAUUGAAAGAUAUUUAAUGAUAGCAUCUUUUUUCUACUACUAGGGUCUUGAUCGGCAAUUAUUCGGUUUGUACAAUAGGAAUAGGAAUUAGGGACACUUUUCAAAUCCACUGGCGCAAUUUCAUCAUCGUUUCAACAACUUUUUACAAAUUAACUGGGAUACUGUGUGCGACAAGUAACAUUCACUCAUUUAUUCAUUCACAACACUGAUAAAAUAUCGGGACCUAAACGAUCCAUUAAGAUCACCCAUCACUUCACGUGCA
This is a messenger RNA of Stylophora pistillata, 1201 nucleotides long. RefSeq names its product nucleoside diphosphate phosphatase ENTPD5. NCBI's taxonomy places the organism in Eukaryota, Metazoa, Cnidaria, Anthozoa, Scleractinia, Pocilloporidae. Gene Ontology annotation, molecular function: hydrolase activity. The record is from RefSeq and is a predicted model, not a curated record.